Molecule: messenger RNA, 3995 nt
Organism: Corythoichthys intestinalis (scribbled pipefish)
Lineage: Eukaryota; Metazoa; Chordata; Actinopteri; Syngnathiformes; Syngnathidae
Product: centrosomal protein of 128 kDa-like
Exons: 24
Coding region: 490-3540 (1016 amino acids)
Cellular component (GO): centriole; spindle pole
Source: RefSeq, a predicted model, not a curated record
GUGUAAUCGUUUGUUUUCCUGGCCAGACGCGGCUAGUUCAAGUUGCCAUAGUACGAGGAUGCAUUAAUUCAUGUUUUCUUUUGACUAAAUACAUGCGUGUGACGUAAGCGACACAUUGUGCGAUAUAUUUAAUGAUUAUUCGCGUAGUUUUUUCCCCCAAGGAUUUUGUGGCCGCGAUGGCGUUAUAUCAGUAUCAACCUCGCAAGGUUUAGCUAGCUAGCAUUAUAGGUUUUGACACUUGUUGCGAAUCAAGCGGAGCAUCCGUCAUCGCUCAACGACGCAAUGGACAAGAGUUGAAUGGGAAAGCAAUCAGUAUUUAGAAUUUUAUUCCUCUCAUAAUGUUUACAAGGGGUUUCAAGUCCUCCCGUUGCAAAAGCAGCCAAAUUUCGUUACGAAUGUGAUUUACAGUUUUUUGGUCAUUGAGCGAUUUCAAAAUUCCGACCUGGAAUGUGUGCUUAGUCUGGCUUUCUCGAAGCAUAAAUCAAAUAUAUGGAUACAUCAAGUGGGUCAGAUUCGUACGACAAGGUGCGGGGAAACAGGCCGCAGGGACGUGAAGCCCACCGCAGACCUGCACGGGAAAGAGGACGAGCCAGUGGGCGAGCAGGUGAUGGCCGAGCUGACAUCUCUGACAAGAUCACCACAUUGUGCACCACUUUGCAGGACACCAAUCGGAACUUGACCAAGGUGGACCAGAUGCUGGGCCAGUACAGGGAGCAUACCGAUGAUCAGGCUGAGGCCAUGGCUUUGCUUCGGGAUAACCUGGAGGAGUCCAUCAGUCAGCUGCAGGCACAGAGGGUGAGCAGGACCAAUGGUGCUCACAGCAGUGCUUCUGCCUCCAGCCUGCAUUCCAGUGACCUGGACGGUUGCCCUGGAUCAGAUGGACGGCAUGUCAAACCAACGUCUCCACUAAAAGACUACACAAGAAUACCUGGGAGGAGGAGGUCUCACUCUGCAAGCGUUCGCUUCAAGAAUAGCAGCUUGUCGGGAGAGGAUAUUCAUGCACUGCACCAGUCCUUGAGGGACCUGCGCUGUGACCAACAAAGACUUUCAGUGGACCUAGAUCGAGAAAUUGUCAGGAGAAAUAGGGCUGAUGUAGACACUAGGCUUGCAAUAGAGAGCCUUUCUGAUCAUUUGGCACCUGCACAGCGACGGGACUCUAGUUUCGAGAAACACACAGUCGGUGUCAGCGAAAGAGAGGACAACAUGACGUCCAAAUUGCUGAAUUCAGAAAAGGAGCGAUGCAAGAUGGAGCAUGAGCUGGAGAGGGUUCAAAGACUACUAGAUCAGUCAGAGGACAGCAGAGAGUCGUUGGUUCUACAGGUUGAAAAUAUGCGGGGUGAGUUACUGAGAACCAGGAAGGAGAAGACUGAGCUACAGAGGGCCUGGCUGCAGCCUAGUCAGCCCAUUCACAGCAACUAUCAAGGAAGGGAGGAAGAACGAUUACGAGCUGGUUCAGACAUGGAAAGAGAGGUAGCAGAAUUACGAGCUCAACUGCACAAGGUAUCUGCCAACAAUGAGGUUGAGGAGCUGAAGAAGACUUUGGAACGCAAGGAGAGAGAGCGGCUUCAGCUUAAUAUCCAGUUGGAGGGCUUGUCUGCAGAGUUGGCUCGGCGGGAGCAACAGCAAGUGCAAAUGCGUGAAAAACUUUGUGAGAUACAGAGCCGAGGGCAGACAGAAAAGACUGAGACUGAGGUAUUACUCCAGGAGAGUACAAGGAGCAGAGAAGAAUUGAGGGCUAAGGCUCAAAAGGCUGUGCGUCAGUGGAGGGCAAAGUGCAGUCGACUGCAGAAGGAGCUAGAGGAUGCCCGGUCCUAUGUUCAGCUGCAAACUGAAAGGGCAGCACAGGUAGCCAAAGAGAAGGAGGGUUCCCACUCCCAGCUGAAGGCGCUGAGCCAGCAGGCUGAGGCUGCCCGUAGAGAGCUGGCUGAAAACCUACAACGUUUGGCCCUGCGUGAAGAGGAGCUACACCGCAAGGACGUCUCGCUUUCUGAGAGCUGCCAGCGCCAACUGGCUCUAGAACAGGAAAUCCGGGAGGUGAAGGAGUCCUCUGGUGCCCUUCAGAUGGAAGUUCAGCGUCACAUGGACAAACUGGCAAGACUGACUGAAGACAAUCAGAGGCUUGUUGAACAAGCUGAUACACAAGCUCUUCUCAGUCAGAAAGACCAGAAAAAGCAGGCGGAACUACAGGUGUCACUGAAUCAAAUGACAUCAGCUCAUGCCCAGCUAGCACACCGCUUGACAGUGGCGGAAGCUUCCAAGAAAGAGCUUCAGAAGGUCACGGUGGAAUUACAGGCCAAGCUGGCUGUGCUUCAGCAAGAACCAGAUACAUUGAGGCAACAGCUUCAGCUGGAGAGGGAGGUUCAUCAGAAGGAGUUGGACAACCUGAAGGCCACAAUUGAAGAAGGCAGAAUGAAAAACAAGGAACUAUACGAGAUGCUAGGACUCUGCCGUCAGCAGCGUGAUGAAAUCCAGUCUCAUUUAAAUGAUGUUAAAGCAGGUGCAGUGUCGGACAAGAAGUUGUGUGAAGCACUGCGCGUCAAGUUGGACAGGAUGAAGGAUGAGUGUGAUAAGCUCUCUGCACACCUGAGCUCCAAAGAGGAUGCACAUGCACUCCUCUACAGAAAAUACCAACUACUUAAACUGGAACUGGAUGAAAUCAGGUCUGAUGAAAGGGGGCAUGCAACUGUAUCGGAGCUUGUCAAACUGGAAGAGAAAAUGUCACAGAUGGAAACAAAACAUGGGGUACUGCUUUCCACCAUCAGUGAUGAACUAGAUGUUGCUCUCCAAGACCUACCAAGGAAUGGUGACAACAACUACCAGGCAACUAAGAACGCUACUUUAGAAAAAGAUCCCUCCCUUUGGCUAGAAGAAACAAAGUCAAAGAUACGUUGGCUGCGUGAGGAGGUGCGGGAUCAUGAUACAAAAGAACACCGCCUAAGGAGGCAGCACAAGUACACCAGGGAUGAGCUAAAAGCACUCAAGCAGAUUCGGAGCCCAGACAAGGAUGCUCUCUUGCAACGCUUGGAAGAACAAGAAAAGCUGUUACACUCCAUCAGCAAAGAAAAAAAAGAGCUGUUGGAAGGGAAUCGCAAGAAGGAUGAAGAAAUGAGGAGCCUUCAGGAUCGUGUUUUGGAUCUAGAGAUGAACUCAAAAGUAGCAAUGGACUACUUGAAGUCAAUUCCAGAGAAACAGUAUCUGACAGACAAUUUCAAGGACUUGGAGGAGUCACAACGGCAGAAGGAGGUGGUCGACCAGUGCUACGCCAAACAUAAAGAAAUCGUCUGGGACCUGCAGCACCAGCUUGAUGAGUCCAGACGCAAAAUUUAUGAGUGCAGAGAGGAAAAGUUGGAUGCCACUUCCAGGAGUCUGAGGCUAGCUGUGUUGGCUUCUUCCAUCAACAGCCCCAAUGCUUUCCUUGGUGGCUCCGGGAGCGCUGAUACAUUUUCUCCACACAAACGUCUGACCACCUUCAACUUGGACAGCUCUGCAAUGAACAUGACUGAAUUUCUCACUGAUCCUUUGCACCUCAACCACAAGUGAACUUACUUUUUGUUUUUGGACUGUGCAUAUUAAACCAGUGCUAAACCAAAACUAAAAGCAGCUCCACUGCCCUUGUAAGUGUCACCACUAAUCCGUCUGAUUACCUCAAACACACCAACCUCUGAUGGUGCCAACCGCCAAGAAUGCAGCAGAGGAGGAGCGCUGAUUCAGUUUACAAACCGGAAUUUAAUUUAUUCACUCAAUUAUUUGUGCCAGUACAUAAAGUUUCUUCAAACAUACGCCAAUGUGUUUAGUGCUGCAUAAUACGACUGAAAACAUCACCAGUGCCUUUUUUUGUUGUUGUUGUUGUUGUUCUCAUCAUUAUAGUGUUGUAGUCUAUGUUGAUAGAGAUCUUAUUUUGUGUAUUAUGUAUUUGUAAAAAAAAAACAAAAACACUAAAGUCAAUUUUUUUUUAUGAACUGUGAAGAAGUAUACACACUACAAAUAAAUCCUAA